Molecule: messenger RNA, 405 nt
Organism: Moesziomyces aphidis
Lineage: Eukaryota; Fungi; Basidiomycota; Ustilaginomycetes; Ustilaginales; Ustilaginaceae
Source: the annotation of a GenBank genome assembly
AUGUGGCUGGCCGCUUUAGCUUUCCACCCGACUGCAUCGUCGCCGUUCGCUCGAGGCGGCUUCAUCACCCCCUCCUUCCCUUUCUUGUCCAUAUCCGUCACAGACUUGGGGCAGCCUGCCUCUCGACGUUCACCCUCUCUCGUCGCCUUGCCUCUGCCAGCCGCUCUCCACAUCUGCACCUCCAUCAUCUCCGCCCCCGCUGCAUUUCCCAAUCCGUCGACACGAUCCGCUCCCUCAGACGCGGUGCUCUCGAGCGCUCGGCCCGUACCCGAGAGACCUGGCAUGCUGACCACCGCACGUCGCUCCUUCACCCCGCACUGUCUCUCCUCGCUCGACGCCUCGCGCACUCAUCAUCCGCCCGUCCGACAUCAGCCCAGGAGUCUCUGUUUGGACAGCUGCUUCUGA